This is a messenger RNA of Cylindrotheca closterium, 3527 nucleotides long. The record is from the annotation of a GenBank genome assembly. NCBI's taxonomy places the organism in Eukaryota, Bacillariophyta, Bacillariophyceae, Bacillariales, Bacillariaceae.
AUGUUUCAGUUUGUGUCGAAAGCUACUAGCACCGCGCAAACCAAUAGUGACACAGGCUGGAAAAGUGGAUGGGGGCUCAAUUCACGUCCUCAGCAACAGGGAUUGUUUUCAGGUCGUCAGACGCCACAAAUAGUCCAAGAGAAAACGGGGUUUCUUGGUGGAUUAAGCACUGGAUUCCUGACACAGACAUCCACACAACAAGACGGGAAUACGGGGAAAGAAGAUGAAUACGAACGCAAAAUGCGUGGAAAGAGACGGCAGGAUGAUCUAGAAUGGUUUGCUGAUUUUUUAAACGGGAAAAACCCAGGUCAUCUCGACGAAGAUGAACAGUACGGCAGUUUGCUCAUGGGGUUGCAUACUGGAGGUGCGAAACUAGACACCAAAGAGCUCAACGAACUGAAACGAUUGGCUGGAAGAACACGGCAACAAGAAGAGUUAAAAGAACAAGAACGAUCAAAACCUCGACAGCGGAAAAGAGCCGAAGAUCUUACAGAAGAGGAACUCAUGGAAAUUGAGGUUCUCGAUAAGCAGCGAGAAGAAGCGGAAGUGGCAGAGUACCUUGAACUUCUUGCCUUGAAAGAAAGCGGGGAAGAAGUCGACUCGGUACGACUAAAGAUACUGGACCUUCUGGACAAACGAAAGUGCGACGAGGCUCUCACUGAAGAGGAUAAUGACCUGCUGAUGUCAUACGAAGAUCAGGUUAUGGAAACCCAUUUGGAUAGAAUCGAGAUGAAAUUUCUUACGAGUUUAAAGCAAGGUGGAAAGAAAUUUGAUGAAGAUCGCCUUAGUGAGCUAGAGUUACUCCAGCUACAACAGCAUAAUGUUGAUUUUAAUGAGGAAGAACUUAACCAAUUGGAUUGGUUUGACUCAAAGCGUAUACGUGAAGUGCAGUGUCUCGACGAGCUGAUUGUGAUCCGAGAGAAGCAAGCCGCCGGUGAAGAAGUCAACGAGGAGCAUUUAAAAUUCUUGGAGCUGCUGAACCGAAAGGUUAACGGGGAACUGCUGGAAGGUUCUGAGCUCGAUCAAAUAGCAUUUCACGAGAAGCAGUGGAAAAAAGAGAGCCGAGAGCAAGCAGCAAAUGAGGCGACAGCUGCAAAUCCAAUACAAGCUGAGGACGUUGAUAAUCGCAUACUGUCUCCUAAAAGUGGAAAAACAAACGUCACUCUAGAGAGCAAGGACCUGAGACGAAUUGGAUUGCCUCCAAAUAUUGAAGUAUCGUCAAUCAGUAGUUUCGACCACAGCGCUGCUAGCAUAGGUGGCUUGUCGGGGGGGUCGUAUGUCGAGGACCUCACGGCACAGAGAAACUUGCGCUAUGAAUUGAGGGAGGAGCAAACUUUCGAUGAAGCACUCUAUCUUUACGAGACUAAGCUCCGUGAAACCAACCAACCCGAAAGCGAGCAGCUCUUUUCACAAAUAUAUCACGAGAUGCAGGUAAAGAGCAGCAAGAAGCACGAACAAGAUGAUAAGAUCGCCGAUGAAUAUCUCAAAGAAGCAGCAAAGGCCUAUGAAGUCCAACGCAAGCAUCUAAAGGCAGAGAGGAGUGCCUUCAAGGCACAGAAACAAAAGUUUGUAUCGAGCUUGGAGGAAGAAACGGAUACUGAGACAGCCAAGGAGAAAUUUUUAUCUAACAUUCCAAAAGAUACGUUGAGGGUAGAGUCUGAAUCCUCCACUUCGAACGCUCUUAUGGCUCGCUGGGCUUCGACCCCUGGAAUUAUUACCCCAAAUCGAUCGAAUGACGUUCCGGCUCCAGAAGAAAGCCGAGCAGAAGAAGAUGUAGAUCGCAAGGAAUCGAAAGAUUUCUUGAAUAGUCUCGAUAAAGGAAAAGAGAACGAUGAAGAUCGGCUUUAUAGACUUGGACUGUUUGAGCGCUAUGGACUCGGCGAGUCUAUGACAAGCAAUGAAUUGGAGGAUUUGCGCUACCUCAAGAGUGAAAAGGAAAAAGAACGUCAUAAGAUUGACUCAAAUUUGGACCAUCGAACGACAAAGGGCUCAAGAAAUGAAGCAAGACAACCCAGUGUAGCUUUGAACGGCAGUCUGCGUGUUAAUGAUUUUACACCUGUCCCGGUGAACUCAGAGGAAAUUGAUUGGACCCAAGAGAAUAUACGGACGAUGGACUCUAUCCAGGUGGAAUCAGUGGGAAAAUCGAUUGAUAGAAACCAUGAGAGCAAGGAUACUAAAAACGAAAACUAUGCGGAUGCUGAGGAGCUGCAGGAAUUACUGCAUAAGUUUGAGCAAGGCGAGGAUAUUGACGAGGACAGGCUCUACGAGCUCAUGCUCUUGGAGCGGCAUCGAAUGGGUGAAUCGUUAACGAGUGACGAGCGUGAGGGUCUCAAAAGUCUUCUACACGGGGGAGAAGAAGAGAAUAGUUCAGCUUCACAGCACAGCAAAUUGCAUAAGUUGAACGAUGUUCCAUCGGUGCCUUCAGAGCCUGGUGUAAUUUCUCCGGCUCACAGGAAUGUAAAGGAGCUGGAUUCUUCUCAGAUUGAUUUGAUGGAAACAUCGAUUGAAGGAAAUCACGACAGAACAGAUAGUAGAAAGGAGAUUGACCGCUCGAACCAAACCGAGAUGAAUAAUACGGAUUCUGAGGAGCUUCAGGAUUUAUUGGACAGGCUCGAGAGAGGCGAGGAUAUUGACGAAGACAGGCUGUACGAGCUCGAGCUGUUGGAGCGGCAUCGAAUGGGAGAAUCGUUAACAAGUGUCGAGCGUGAAGAUCUCGAGGUUCUUUUUCAGGAACGAAAUGAAGAGGACAGUUUAGAUUCUCGUCCCAUCAAAUCGUCAAAGAUGGAUGAUGUUCCGUCGGUACUAACAGAAUCUGACGCGAUAGCGGUUGCCAAGAUCGGAACGGAAUCGAUUGAGACAUCGAUUAAUGAAAACCACGGGAACAAGGAUAGAAAGACAGACUUCAACGGCUCGAGCAAUACGAAGACAAACGGUGCGGAUGCUGAGGAGCUACAGGAAUUACUGCAUAAGUUUGAGCAAGGCGAAGAUAUUGACGAGGACAGGCUCUACGAGCUCAUGCAUCGAAUGGGUGAAUCAUUAACAAGUGACAAGCGUGAAGGUCUCAAAAGGCUUCUACACGGGGCAGAGGAAAAGAAGAGUUCAGCUUCACAGCACAGAAAAUUGCAGAAGUUAGACGAUUUCCUAUCGAUACCUUCAGAGUCCGAUGCACGGUCUACCAACCAUACAUCUGUAGUCGAGCCACCACAGGCCGGAUUGAUGGAAACAUCAAAGGUGGUCGAUACAUCGUCGUUACUCGAAGAAUCUGUUGCGACAUCGGCUGUCCAGACAAGUACAAUGGAUCCUGUUCUUCCUGAGAAUGAAGUAAGAGAUACAUCCAUUGAAGGAAACGACGACAAAGCGGAUAUGAGGAUCGAGAUGGACAGCUCAAGCCACGCUCCUCAAGCUAAUUCGGAUUCUGAGGAGCUCCAGGAUUUAUUGGACAGGCUCGAGAGAGGCGAGGACAUAGAUGAGGACAGGCUGUACGAGCUGGAGCUGUUGGAGCGGCAUCGAAUGGGAGAAUCCUUAAC